Messenger RNA from Aspergillus ruber CBS 135680, 1494 nucleotides. RefSeq names its product flavin-containing monooxygenase. The record is from RefSeq and is a predicted model, not a curated record. Bases 1 to 1329 code for a protein of 442 amino acids. NCBI's taxonomy places the organism in Eukaryota, Fungi, Ascomycota, Eurotiomycetes, Eurotiales, Aspergillaceae. The transcript is spliced from 2 exons.
AUGGGUUCUAUUUCGCCAUUCCCUAAAAGCCACGGAAAAUCGCAUUGUAACAAUGAAGAUGGCUCCUGGAACGGAUACCGUAUCCGUGAGACGCGUCUGGGCACGCGGCGGCCAGCCAAAGUGAUAUUGAUGGGUAUAAGCGCGGCAGGCAUUGAUUUCGCCCAUUCCGUGGUGGAUAAGAUGGACAACCCCGAGCUACAGAUUUACGAAAAGAACAGCGACAUUGGAGGAACAUGGCUGGAGAAUCGAUACCCUGGAUGCGCCUGUGGUGUUCCCAGUGUCAGCUACCAGUACAUCUGGCAACGCAAGCCAGAUUGGUCUCGCUAUUUUUCCGGAUCGCGGGAGAUAUGGCAAUACUUCAAAAAUGCGGUAAGGAGCAACCAGUUGAAAAGGUUCGUCAAGUUCAACCACCAGGUUAUCCGGGCGGAAUGGCUCGAUAGUUUGUCCAAAUGGAAAGUCACCAUCAUGUGUGAUAACGAUCCGCGGACGUGCUUCGAUGACUAUGCGGACUUUUUAGGACUCAAUGACUUUCAAGGCGUCCGCGUCCACAGUGCCAAUUGGGACGACAAUGUCCAGCUCGACAACAAGCCUGUGUUGGCCAUAGGGGUAGGCAGCUCUGCCGUACAAAUUGUUCCAACUAUCAUUGAUCGAGUCCAACAGCUGCACGUCGUCGCCCGUUCUCCAACCUGUAUCACUGCCGGCGGUGCUCCUAGUUACGCCGGACCUGGGGGAGCGAACUUUACCUACAUCGACGAGACGAAACAAAAGUCCCACGAGAACCCCGAAUUAUACCUGAGAUACUGCAAGGCUGUCGAGUCCGAAUUGAACAUUCGCUUCCGGUUCAUAGUCAAUGGUUCCCCUGAAUCGCAAGAAGCUCGCACGUUUUGCGAGAAUUUCAUGCGACAGAAAUUGGUCAAGAAACCGGGAUUGAUCGACAAGCUCAUUUCCAAGAAUUUUGGCGUCGGCUGUCGCCAUCCCACCUCUAGCAACGGCUUUUUGGAAGCCCUGACCGAGGACAGAACCAGCAUCUGGACAGAAAACAUCCGUGAGAUCACAGAAACUGGAUUCGUCAGUGCCGAUGGUCAGCAUCGCGAAGUGGACGUUAUUAUUUGCGCCACUGGGUUCGAUACGACUUUUUGCCCUCGUUUCCCUCUCCUGCAACACCCGAGAUACGAGGAUUAUGAUAUUGAAUAUCUCAUCGGGAACCGGUUCAACUAUCUGGGUAAUGAGUUUGCAGUGCGGGAUCAUGACGGACGUAACUUGACUUGGUAUUAUGGCUUGGUGAAUGGAGAGGACCGGCAGUCUGAGAGUUUGCCUCCCACGUUCUGAUUUCCUGUACUUUAGACCAGUCACAUUCCGGCUGGGUGUAUAUCGUGCUAUGCGACAGAAAUCCUAAGUCAGUUCCUCGGAAAGGUAUACGGUAUCCAGCCUUUAUGCAGACCAGAAAUUUCUUACCAGACAAGCCGGUUCUAUCCUCCACACACCAGCCAAAAA